AUGAUCGCGGACGGGAAGCUGCAGCCGCCGUCCUGGGGCUUCUUCAACCACAGGCACGCGGAGCGGUACAACGUCCUGCGGGACUUCGCGACCAAUUUUCAGAGGCAGCUGGUGUCAACGCCGGCGAACCCGAGGGGAGCCCCGUCCAGGAGCCCGUUCACCAGCGAGCGGGCGCACCGAGACGGCACGCAGCGCGGCUCCGGCAGCGGGAUGUCGAAGCCCGACGGGGGCGCCCUCAAGCGGGUGCAGUCCCAGCCGAGCAUGACGAAUUUGUCGCUGCUAGGGGCCGACAGGGGCGGCCAGCGGGGCGGUGGCCCGUUGGCGAGGGCGGUGCUGCAGGCCCAGGGCGAGGGCGGCCAGCCCGGCGGCGACGGCGGCGGCCUGGCGGCGCGCGCUGCCACGGAGUCCCGGCAGGAUCGAGCCGCCCGGCGCCGACCUGGACCGGCCCACGGAGCGGGGCGCGUCAGAGGACGACAAUUGCUUCCUGCGCCUGCACGUGCCGCACUUCGUCGGCGAGAAGCCGCACCACGCGCACCACGUGCCGCCGGCGCUCCUCAAGCAGUCCGCCUCCUGCUCGUCGUUCGCCGCCGCCGCCGCCGCCGCCGGGAGAGACGCCGACUGCGGGCUAGCGACGACCGCGGCGCGGCCCGCGUGUCGCGCGCCCAGAGGAGCCUCGCGCUGCAGCCGAGCUUGGCUCCUGCGCCGGCGCCCCCCCGGGCGUUUCGGCACUCGAAGUCGCGCUCGCUGCCAGGCGGCGAGUAA
Prorocentrum cordatum is the source of this 762-nucleotide messenger RNA. The record is from the annotation of a GenBank genome assembly. Lineage: Eukaryota; Dinophyceae; Prorocentrales; Prorocentraceae.